ACAACGGAAGUCUCGCGAGACCUGAGCGGUCGCUGUGGAAAAAUGGCCGCUCACGGAACGAUUCCUGGAACGGGGAACAACAUCAGCUACCGCACGGGGCGUGACAGCUGACCUACGGCUCCGGUUUUGUCCGUCCUUUACCCGACUUCCGAACGGAUGGGUAAAGAAGCCUGCGACAAGCGGCAUAAGGAACCACAGCGAGUCCGUUUAAGUAGUCGGAGCUAGCUAGAAAGCUAACGUUGGCUAACGUAGCUAGCUUGCUAGCUAACCUAAGACAAGGCGCGCGAGCCUGAAUCAGGAUUUUGUGUGCUAGCAGAAAGCUAGCCGUAAACAGCCGCAGCUAUGAGCGGACCGGGACAAGAUAACGAGCCUGAGGCCAAAAUCCUCCACAUCAAGCGGCUGUACAGGGCCGUGGUGGAAUCCGUACACAAGCUGGACGUGAUCAUCGGCAGCAAGUCGUCCUACAGGGAGGUCUUCAAACCGGAGAACAUCAGCCUAAGGAACAAACUGCGUGAGCUGUGUGUAAAGCUGAUGUUCUUGCACCCUGUGGAUUACGGACGCAAGGCAGAGGAGUUGCUCUGGAGGAAGGUUUACUACGAGGUUAUUCAAGUCAUCAAGACCAACAAGAAGCACAUACACAGCCGUAGCGCUCUGGAGUGCGCAUACAGGACGCACCUGAUCGCUGGCGUCGGCUUCUACCAGCACCUCCUGCUCUACAUCCAGUCCCACUACCAGUUGGAGCUGCAAGACUGCAUCGACUGGACGCACGUCACCGACCCACUCAUUGCUCGUAAGAAGCCGGUGUCUGCCACACCUAAGGAGAUGGAAUGGGCUCAGAUGGCAUGUCAUCGGUGUCUUGUGUAUCUGGGUGACCUCGCAAGGUAUCAGAACGAGCUGGCAGGCGUGGAGUCCGAGCAGCUGGCCGAGAGAUUUUACCACCAGGCCCUGUCUGUCUCGCCAACCAUUGGAAUGCCUUUUAAUCAGCUCGGUACUCUGGCUGGAAGUAAAUUCUAUAAUGUAGAAGCUACCUACUAUUACCUGCGCUGCAAUCAGUCCGAGACGCCCUUCGAGGGAGCCUACGGAAACCUGAAGCGUCUGUUCGAUAAAGCGGCCAAGAUGUACCAUCAGGUGAAGAAACAGGAGAUGAAGAAGCUUUCACCAUCACGCCAGAGAUCAAAGGACAUCAAGCGACUCCUUGUAAGCUUCAUGUACCUCCAGAGUUUACUGCAGCCCAAGAACAGCGUGAUGGAAACGGAGCUGACGUCGCUGUGCCAGUCGGUCCUGGAGGACUUUAACCUGGUGCUGUUCUACCAGCCCACACCGAGUCACGGCAGCCAGUCCAUCAGCGAGGAGGAAGACGAGCACGAUCAGGCCUUCAGCGUGCUGCCCGACAGCCUGGUGUUUAAAAUGGUGGUGAUCUGCCUUAUGGUGGUACACAGCUUAAAGCGAGGAGGUUCUAAACAGUACAGCACGUCCAUCGCCUUCACACUAGCACUUUUCUCCCAUCUGGUGAACCACGUGAACAUGAGACUUCAAUCCGAGCUCGAACAAGGAGAGAGCGACGUCGCGCCGUUACGCACAGACGCCUCGGAUGACGCUGAUCCUCGAGAGCAGACCAACACACUUCCCCCGGAGGACAAACUGCUGCAGAACGGUUCCGUAGAAGAAGACGGAGACGACGAGAACGACGAAGACGAGCUGAAAGGCAACGGGACGGCGGUUUCUAAGAAAGGCUCUGGGAAGAAGAGUGGCGAGGAGAAGCCGAAACAGAAGAGGAAAUACUCACGUCUGUCCAUGCUGCGGCGACGACGCUGCGCUCGCGACGAGGACGAGAGCGACCUGAGCGAAGGCUUCGAGAGUGACGAAGAGGAGGACGAAGAGCCUCAGAGAGCAGACGGCUCGGGAGUCCCGACAAACUCCUCUCUGGGGAAAGAAGGAGACACGGCGGGAGAGCAGGGGGUCUGGGAGAGUGGAUCGGAGGAAGAAGAGGAGGAAGAGGAGGAGGAGGAGGGUGGCACCGCGUUUGAUGUUGAGACAGACUCUGAUAUGAACAGCCAGGAGUCGCGCUCUGAUCUGGAGGACAUGGAGGAUGCAGCGAGUCCGGUGCAAGAGCAGCAACUUGUGGAGGAGGAAGAGGAGGAGACAGCGCAUCCAUCACGGGAGGAAGGCUCCACACCACCGGCCACCAACGGCCCGCUGCUGUCCAACGAUCCCAGUAUCAGCAGCAACCUUCAGGCCGUGUCGUCUCAGCUCUUCCAAGCCAAACGCUGCUUCCGUCUGGCUCCGACCUUCAGCAACGUUCUGCUGAGGCCCUCACACGCCUCCAUCACAGCCUCCGAAUCCGUCCCCUCACAGGAAGCCACACCCCCUCCCGGGGACACACCCAGUAACACAACUCCAGAGAUCGCCAACGGAACCAACGAAGAUGAUGUUGACAUGGAGGACAGCGAGCACAGCAACCAAUCAUAUCACAGCGAGAAAACCCUGUCAGAGAGACUGGAGAUUCUGACCAACCAAGGCCUCAUUCAGGUGGUGAAGGUCUUUGUGGAUUGGAUGAGGACAAACACGGACAUCAUCCUCAUGUGCGCACAGAGUUCUCAGAGUUUGUGGAACCGCCUUUCAGUGCUGCUUAACCUACUGCCUGAUGGGAACAAGGUGCUAGAAGCAGAUCUCUUCCUGAAGAAGGAGGUGAGGGACCUGCUGGCCAAUAGCGAGCAGCCGGACCUGGUGCAGUCUGUGCUGCUGCCGGAGGACCAGGCGCUACGCCACCUCCCUGCCCUGAACCUGGCACACCGCCGCCUCGACUUCACUCACCACAGAACCAGUCUGAGCCAACUGCAGGAGUGUGUGGUGCGUUUGUGCUGCAUCCGCAGCUUCGGCCACUUCCUCACCGGUCUCCAAGGCAACGUGCUGCACUACAACCCGGAGGCAGGUAUUUUCACCAGCAUCAGCCAAUCGGAGCAGGAAAACAUGGUUCAGCAGGCGAAGGCGCAGUUUCGCAUGGCUGAAGAGGAAGCGCGCAGGAACAGGCUCAUGAGGGACAUGGCACAACUACGCCUGCAGUUAGAGGUGUCCCAGCUGGAGGGAAGUCUUCAGCAGCCCAAAGCCCAGUCGUCCAUGUCUCCGUACCUGGUGCCUGACACCGGAGCUCUGUGCCAGCACCUGAACCUGCUGCGACAGCUGGCAGCAAGCGGCUGCUUCAUCAUCAUCAUCCCGCGCACAGUCAUCGAUGGACUCGACGUCCUAAAGAAGGAAAAUCCCGGCGCGAGGGACGGCAUCCGAUUUUUGGAGUCCGAGUUUAGAAAAGGGAACAGAUAUAUCCGGUGUCAGAAAGAGUCUGGGAGGAGUUUUGAGAGGGACAAGCUGAAAAGACAGGACAUUGAAGCCUGGCAUCUUUAUAAAAUGGUGGACAGCUGUCGGCAGUUGACGGGCUCUCAGGGCGGAGGAGACGAGGACACGGCCGGCAUGGUGACCCUCCUGACGGCGUACGCGGUGGAGGAGCUCGCUGACCGCUCUGCCCCCAUGAAGUCGGCCAUCCAGGCGGCGGUGUCGGCAGGAAUGGAGCUGAAGAACAUCGUGGAGUUUUACCGUCAGUGGAAGGAAAUGGGCUGAAGGAGACGGAGGGACAGGGGACUCAGCCCAGCUCUCAGCUAAUCACAUGUCGACUCCCUCUCUCUCUCUCUCUCUCUCUCUGUGUCUCUCUGUCUCUCUCUCUCUCUCAAUCUCAUUUUCUUGCUCUGUCUACGUCUACAUCUCCAGGGUUUAUUGAAGAACUCCUAAUAGAGACGGAGGACGAUAUGGAAGCGGUUUGGAAAAGCACCAGAACAGGAUGCAAAAAAAAAAAAAAAAAAAAACCCACAAAGGGUUUGGAGUGAGAGAGAGAUGAAAGUAGCAGUGUUAAAGUUUUGUCCUGACCAGAUGAAACGAGUAUGAGAAACACACACACAUGCGCGCACACACACACACACACACACACAAAGACAAAAACAACAAGUAAACAUGUAUAAAAUAAGAGUUUAGACUUUUUAUGGUUCUUUUUUUUCUGUUCUUGGUGAGAGGGAGUCGUGUCUGUGUCUAACUAGUGAUGCGACGGUAACCAACCGAGCAACAGAACACACUCGUACACACACACAUACACACCUUCCCUUCCCCCGAGCAGAACCGUAGCACCACGGUCUGGUUUCAGGAGUCGGCACCUCUACGAAGCGACUCCUGACUGUUCAGUUCACGAAGGAUCAUUUAGAUGUACACUUUCUUUCGGAUGGUUUUCUUGUCUAUCCCAAGCGGCUGCUUUUUUUCUCCCCCUUUUUGGGCUUGUUUGUGAUGAUCGUGUUCAUGAACACACCGUGUAAAGAUGUUAAAGCAGAUGGUUGGUUUUAUUUGCUUUUAUUUUUCUAUGUCGUUCCCUCAUCAUCGCUGCUUUUUUGUAAGUUUUACCGUAGCGACAGGGACACGAGCGGGCGUGAGCGCGGCGUGUGGGUGGGGUCUCACCGCCUUCUACAGCGGUACAGAGCGCUUCAGUGUCGGAGGGGACGCCGUCGCACCCGACCGUCAUCUCUCACCCUCACGGUUUUCUCGUUAACUUAUGUGAAGGUAGUUCUGUCCGUCUUCACCAUCGCUGCCCGUCAUAGUCAUCAUCCCUCAACGCAGUGAAAAGGAAACCGAUGUACGUGUGAGGCAUUAAAAAUAAAAAAUCCAUAAGACAAA
Tachysurus fulvidraco (yellow catfish) is the source of this 4707-nucleotide messenger RNA. RefSeq names its product SMG5 nonsense mediated mRNA decay factor (gene smg5). Bases 343 to 3612 code for a protein of 1089 amino acids. The transcript is spliced from 22 exons. Gene Ontology annotation, biological process: nuclear-transcribed mRNA catabolic process, nonsense-mediated decay. The record is from RefSeq and is a predicted model, not a curated record. Gene Ontology annotation, molecular function: telomeric repeat DNA binding; protein binding; telomerase RNA binding. Lineage: Eukaryota; Metazoa; Chordata; Actinopteri; Siluriformes; Bagridae. Gene Ontology annotation, cellular component: telomerase holoenzyme complex.